AUGGCAACUCGCGUAUACAACGGCGCCUACGCCCACCACCCCCACACCGACAGCCGCCCCGCCCGUGACCCCAGCCCUCCCACCGUCCCAACACUGUCCAUCCCUUCGCCAGCCAGCAUGGCCCACCACCGCCCAUACACUGCCCACGCCGGCAUGCACGUCUACACCAACAGCAUGGCAGGCGACGCCAGCAGCAGCCCACGCUCCCCAACGUCGGCGUACGCGCAGCACGUUUCAGCACUCUCGGUGGAACCAAUGCGCACGGUGCCCUUUGCGGCGUCCGCGAGCGGCUCUGGCGCAGGUGCGUCAACCGUCAUGGCCUCGACGGGGUCCACCUCUGGCGCCGACUGGAGCCGCACGCACGGCCACUCGCGCUCCAACUCGCUCGCCGCAAGCCGGCGCGCCAGCGUUGAGGUGUCCGAGGAGAAGGGCGGUGGUGGUAACAACAUGCUGCCCCGCUCCCCCACGUCGCCCUAUGGCCACGCAAGGAUUCCGUCUCCUUUGGCGCAGUCACCGCACUUUCCUCCAGCAUGGACCGAGCCCGCAGCAGGCGUCGAGGCCCAGUUGCCCCCGCGCGUGCGGCCGCCAGUGGCCGACCUGCUGGGUCGCGCCGUGCGUGAUCGGUUCGCCUGCAACUCGAAGAGCGGCGCACUGGGCCGCGGACUCAUUAUCGGCUGGAUCGUGACCACCCUUGGCUUCGUCGCAGCAGCUGCGUUCUGGAAGGGCGAGCUGUUCUCAGCCCUCGAUAACCUCAGCAAGGAGCUGUAUGACAUGGGCUACCAAGGUCUCGUCGUCUACGCCGUUCUCAUCUUUAUCACCACCAUCCCCCCUCUUCCCCUGUAUUCGACUCUUAUCGUUCUUUCUGGCUACACGUUUGGCGUGUGGCACGGCUUCGUGGCCAGCUACAUUGCGUCGCUCGUCGGCGCCGUCGUCGUGUUUGUCGUGUCCCGCACUCUGUUGCGUGACGCCGUCACCCGAUCCCUGGCGUCCUCCCCCACUGCGACGUCUCUCCUCAAAAUCAUCCCCCAGAACCCCCACCUCCUCUUGCUCAUUCGAGUCGCUCCUUACCCUUACAACCUUUUGAACGUCGUCCUCGCGUCAGCACCAAGCCUGUCCCUCAAGACGUACACGGCGUGCACCGCCAUCUCCCUGUGCAAGCUCGUGUUGCAUACGUGGAUCGGUGCGGGCAUCCACGACCUGUCCGCGGCAUACACUGGCAGCGAGGACGACAGCAAGACACCUGCCCAACCCCCCUCCGAAGAGGACCUGCACCACGAACGCGUAAAGGCCGGCAUGACGUACGGCGGCCUCAUCAUGUGCUUGGUGCUGUUCGUGUACCUCACCCACCUGGCCAAAAAGGCCAUUGCAAAGGCACAGGACGAACAGCAUAUUGUGCGCGAAGAGGAGGUCGCCUUCCUCACGCCCAUGGGCGACGCGCGCGAGCUCGACGACAGCUUCUAA
This is a messenger RNA of Apiotrichum porosum, 1461 nucleotides long. RefSeq lists its product as uncharacterized. Gene Ontology annotation, biological process: vesicle-mediated transport; mitotic spindle elongation. NCBI's taxonomy places the organism in Eukaryota, Fungi, Basidiomycota, Tremellomycetes, Trichosporonales, Trichosporonaceae. The transcript is spliced from 3 exons. The coding region runs from base 1 to 1461 and encodes 486 amino acids. The record is from RefSeq and is a predicted model, not a curated record. Gene Ontology annotation, cellular component: Golgi membrane.